Hypomesus transpacificus is the source of this 774-nucleotide messenger RNA. It is a transcript of the gene rpl13a, whose product is annotated as ribosomal protein L13a. Gene Ontology annotation, cellular component: ribosome; cytosolic large ribosomal subunit. The record is from RefSeq and is a predicted model, not a curated record. Gene Ontology annotation, biological process: negative regulation of translation; translation. NCBI's taxonomy places the organism in Eukaryota, Metazoa, Chordata, Actinopteri, Osmeriformes, Osmeridae. The transcript has 7 exons. The annotation marks the transcript as partial. Gene Ontology annotation, molecular function: mRNA binding; structural constituent of ribosome.
UAUGAAAUCUCUACACAUCCUUCGAAGAAGGGUGACAAACGUCGUCACUUCCGCAAAACCCCUGUCUUUUACGGCAGGCCAACCCGUCUGUCUUUCUUUUCGCACAUCAUGGCGGACCGGUUCAAUAAGGUUCUGCUGCUAGAUGGCAGAGGCCAUCUACUCGGGCGUCUUGCAGCCAUCGUGGCCAAGCAGGUCCUACUCGGUCACAAGGUGGUGGUCGUCAGAUGUGAGGGCAUCAACAUCUCUGGCAACUUCUAUCGUAAUAAGCUGAAGUACUUGGCUUUCCUGCGUAAGAGGAUGAACACCAACCCUUCCCGUGGACCAUACCACUUCAGAGCUCCAAGUAGGAUCUUCUGGAGGACUGUCAGGGGCAUGCUCCCUCACAAAACCAAGAGGGGACAGGCGGCACUGGAGAGGCUGAAGGUGUUUGACGGUAUCCCCCCUCCCUAUGACAAGAGGAAGCGUAUGGUCGUCCCAGCCGCCCUGAAGAUCGUGCGUCUGAAGCCCACUCGCAAGUUUGCUCUUCUUGGACGUCUGGCCCAUGAGGUCGGUUGGAAGUACCAGGCUAUCACAGCCACCCUGGAGGAGAAGAGGAAAGAGAAGGCCAAGAUCCGGUACACCAAGGUGAAGACCCAGAUCAAGCUGAAAAAAGUGGCAGAGAAGAACGUGGAGAGCAAGAUCGCAAAGUACACUGAUGUGCUGAAACAGUAUGGUGUACUUGUCUGAGCUGGUUUCUUGUGGCCAAUAAAAGAGAAUAAAUGUUUAUAGAAAGUG